GUGACAACUUGUUUGUGAAAUAAAUAAAAAAGAAAAUUAUGAUAGGUGAAAAGUGAAAAAUGUGAAACCUUCCAAAUCUAGAGUGUACAUUAGUGGAGUGAGAGUAGAGGCAGGGCAAUGUCAUUAUCUUCCAAAAGCAUCCAUCCAUCAAUUUCCUUUCAAGUUUCUCUUAACAACCUCAUUCUCACUUGCAUGCACUCCUUCUCCCUUAAUUCCCACUCCAAUUAUUCUGUCCAUUAAUUUCCUCUACAUAUACAUCUUCAAUACCCACUAAAAGCUUCAAAAUUAAUCAAUGGCACCCGACCAACGCGCGAUUAAUUCACACAUGCAACAACACUACUACUACAACAACACCGACAACGACAACGACAGCGACGACGACAACGAGGUUGUUAGCGACAUCGACGAUGAUCUCACAUACGAAGAAAGAAAAGGAGAAAUAAAAACCAAAGACGACAACAACAACAAUAACAAUGAUGUUUUCGGAGGUUCGCGGUUAAAAGAACGUUGUUCAUUUUCAUUGGGUCGGGUAUUAUUCGACCCGAGAGGAAAAUGGGUUGAAGAAUGGAACAGGGUAUUUCUUUUGGUGUGUGCGAUGGGAUUAUUUGUGGACCCAUUAUUUUUUUACGCGCUGUCAAUAAGUGACACGUGUAUGUGUUUGUUCGUAGACGGUUGGUUACUGGUUACCGUCACCGUUAUCCGUUGCAUGACGGACGCGUUACACCUCUGGAAUAUUUGGUUGCAGUUCUAUAUACACAGACGCUCCUCCUUUGGCUUCAUUCAUCAUCAUCGUCAUCAUACUUCACAUGCUCUUCAUUACUUCAAACACAACAAAGCUUUUCUGUUUGACAUUUUUGUCCUCCUACCUCUUCCUCAGAUUGUGUUAUGGGUGACAAUUCCAUCACUAUUGGAGAAAGGAUCAAUACCGCUGUUGAUGACAAUAUUGUUGAUCAUGUUUUUGUUUCAAUACCUUCCUAAAAUUUAUCACUCAGUUUGCUUUGUACGUCGCAAUCUCUCUGGUUACACUUUCGGAACCGUUUGGUGGGGAUUCGCUCUUAACAUGAUCGCUUAUUUUGUCGCUUCCCAUGCAGCAGGGGCAUGUUGGUAUUUGUUGGGACUUCAAAGGGCAGCAAAGUGUCUAGAAGAGCAAUGUGUGAAUACAUCAGGUUGUGGUAUGAGAACAUUGUGUUGCAAAGAACCUAUAUACUAUGGAAGCAAUAGCAUGGUGAAGAAAUUAGAGAGAACAAGGUUGGUAUGGGCACAGAACAGAGAAGCAAGGUCUACAUGCUUAACUAGUGCUGAUAACUAUGAUUAUGGAGUUUAUGAAUGGAGUGUUCAACUUGUAACAAAUGAUAGCCGAUUGGAAAAAAUACUCCUCCCUAUCUUUUGGGGUCUAAUGACUCUAAGCACAUUUGGGAACCUCCAGAGCACAACGGAAAGGAUGGAAGUGGUUUUCAACAUUAUUGUAUUGACUAGUGGCCUCCUUCUAGUCACUAUGCUAAUUGGAAACAUCAAGGUAUUUUUACAUGCUACAACAUCAAAGAAGCAAGUGAUGAGAUUGAAGAUGACAAACAUUGAAUGGUGGAUGAGGAAAAGACAGCUGCCACAAGGGCUCCGACAACGUGUGCGUAACUACGAGCGACAACGUUGGGCUGCUAUGCGUGGUGUUGAUGAAUGUCAGUUGAUAAAAAAUCUCCCCGAGGGUUUGAGAAGGGACAUCAAGUACCAUCUUUGUUUGGGUUUGGUGAGACAGGUGCCACUAUUUCAACACAUGGAUGAAUUGGUGCUAGAGAACAUUUGUGACCGUGUGAAGUCCCUUGUAUUUACAAAGGGAGAAACAUUAACUAGAGAGGGAGACCCAGUUCAAAGAAUGUUAUUUGUGGUAAGGGGUCACCUUCAAAGUAGCCAAGUCCUAAGAGAUGGAGUAAAAAGUUGUUGCAUGUUAGGUCCAGGAAAUUUUAGUGGAGAUGAGCUUCUAUCAUGGUGUUUAAGAAGACCUUUUAUAGAACGUCUUCCAACUUCAUCAACAACUUUGGUCACACUUGAAACCACUGAGGUAUUUGGGCUUGAUGCAGAGGAUGUUAAGUAUGUGACACAACAUUUUAGGUACACAUUUGUAAAGGAAAAUGUUAGGAGAAGUGUUAGAUAUUACUCACCUGGUUGGAGAACUUGGGCUGCUGUGGCAAUUCAAUUGGCUUGGAGAAGGUCCAAACAUAGGUUGACUUUGACUUCUUUGUCUUUUAUUAUGCCUCGUAGGCCAUUAUCAAGGUCAACUUCCUUGGAAGAGGAUAGGCUUCGCCUUUAUACAGCUCUAUUAACCUCACCAAAGCCUAAUCAGGAUGAUUUUGACUCUUCAUAACAUCAUGUUUGUUGAAAAUGAAUUAUAGUUUGAAUUCACCUUUAUAUUCAUAGUACCGCUUUUCAAUUAUGCUAUAAAGCUACAAAUUAUAGUUUUCAUGUAAAUGUGAAUUUCAAAUGUGAUUCUGAAGUUUUCCAAACAUAUUCUUAGUGUAGAUCGCGUAGUAUGUUGUUUAUGUAGAUUUUGAAUUAAUUACACUUUUGAUAUUUAUUUUGACUA
This is a messenger RNA of Cicer arietinum (chickpea), 2578 nucleotides long. Its product is annotated as cyclic nucleotide-gated ion channel 4. The record is from RefSeq and is a predicted model, not a curated record. Lineage: Eukaryota; Viridiplantae; Streptophyta; Magnoliopsida; Fabales; Fabaceae.